Molecule: messenger RNA, 1189 nt
Organism: Manduca sexta (tobacco hornworm)
Lineage: Eukaryota; Metazoa; Arthropoda; Insecta; Lepidoptera; Sphingidae
Product: spherulin-2A-like
Exons: 1
Coding region: 109-1038 (309 amino acids)
Source: RefSeq, a predicted model, not a curated record
UAGAUAUUUAUCACACAAUUCAUCUUAUAGUUCAGUAUCUAUUUUAUGUAAGCUACAGAUGCUACUUUAGCAAACGUAUUUAAAUUUAAUAUAUUUUAUAGUGACGCGAUGAAAAAUAACCAUCACAUUUUUUGUGUAGUGCUUAGUAUUUUUACGUGUUGUUACGCAAAAAUAUCGAUCAAUAUCACAGUAAAAUCUUUUAAAGAUAUUGACAUAAAACCAUUAGGUGAUGAUAAUAAAGUUAUUACUCAAAAUGAGGUUGAUUUAUUUGGCAUAAGUGACGACAAAUUAAAGCGGGGAGUGCGUAUACAGCUCGGUAGAACACCUGAGGAAAUAUUUUUGAAAAACCCCACGCCUUACGGUGAUCUAUACACUAAAUUUAAAUGGCAGGAGGUGAAAAGAAAUUUAAGAGUAAAAUCUGCAAAAGUUACAGAAUUUUCAAAAGAGAAUACCAUUUUAAAAACAAAUGUUUUUAUAAACAACGCAAGUGAAGCAAUAAAGGCUAAUGCAAAAUUAUAUAAAAAAAUUGAAAAUACAGUUUAUUCUUUGUGGUCUGCAGAAGGUUUGCCUGUGGAUGAUAUUUUAUAUAAUUUAAAUAUUACCUUUGAUAAUGGAAUUUUGAAAUAUGAAAACAAAUGGAGGAACAAUACAUUCAGGAAUCUAUAUUCUUCAUUAGGAGUAUCUAGAAGAGGCGAAGUCACUAUUGCUCCAGGAAAAGAAAUCGUAAUGGAAUUAACAGCUUUUAAAAUUGUUGCAGUACUUGAAAUAACCUAUGAAGCUCGUUUAAUUGGACAAUUGAUAGCGAAUUACGCAAGAGUGUAUGGAAAAUAUCAUUAUUGGGCUCCAUCUAUUAAUAGUAUAAUGGAAAGAGUAAAUUUGAAAAAUAAAAUACAUACUAGAGAAGUUAUCGAAAUAAGAUCUUAUAUAAAUCCAGUUCUAAAUGUAUUUGACAAAAUCACUGGUGAAUCCGUGCCGGUUACGCAAAAUCUAAUCAAAGCUUCUGUAAAAAAAGAGAAGAAAAAAUGCAGGAGAACUUGAAAUAAUGUAUGCCAUCGUAUAAUAAAAGUUUAAAUAUAAUAAUUCUAAACAUAUUUCGCUAUAUAUGUGAAUGUCUUUUUAAAACUCUAUUUUAUUUAAUAUGUACUACUUAUGUACUUUUACAAUAUCAUUCUGUACCCAGUAAAUAUAU